Messenger RNA from Emiliania huxleyi CCMP1516, 484 nucleotides. RefSeq lists its product as hypothetical. Gene Ontology annotation, molecular function: GDP-dissociation inhibitor activity. The annotation marks the transcript as partial. Gene Ontology annotation, biological process: vesicle-mediated transport; small GTPase-mediated signal transduction; protein geranylgeranylation. The transcript has a single exon. Lineage: Eukaryota; Haptophyta; Isochrysidales; Noelaerhabdaceae. The record is from RefSeq and is a predicted model, not a curated record. Gene Ontology annotation, cellular component: cytoplasm; cytosol; Rab-protein geranylgeranyltransferase complex.
AUGUCCUCCCUUCCCUCCUCCUUCGACGUGGUCGUCAUCGGCACGGGCCUCACCGAGUCGGUGCUUGCAGCUGCGUGUGCACGCGCGGGGAAGUCCGUGCUCCACCUCGACGCAAACCUCUUCUACGGCGCACGGCACGCCACCUUCUCGCUGCGCGACUUCUCUGCGUGGCUGCGGGGCGAGGCGGCCGCGGGCGAAGCCGCGCAACGCAUGGACCCGUCCGCUGGCGCACCUCCCGGAGACGAGGUGGCCCAACCCGACUCCUCGCAGCCACUGCGAGUGACGCACACUCCCCACGCACCACGCCUCGUCUCCUACAUCUCCGGUGACGGCACCACCGAGCCGGGCGGCGUGGACGCAGCCGUGGACGCACCAGCCGGGGACGCACCGGCGACUGGCGCGCCAGGCGACGCCUCGGCGCCGCCGCCGGAGCUGCUCGACCGCUCCGCGCGCUUCAACAUCGACCUCUCCCCGUCGCUGAUCC